Bacillus rossius redtenbacheri is the source of this 2507-nucleotide messenger RNA. RefSeq lists its product as uncharacterized. NCBI's taxonomy places the organism in Eukaryota, Metazoa, Arthropoda, Insecta, Phasmatodea, Bacillidae. Bases 200 to 2317 code for a protein of 705 amino acids. The transcript is spliced from 2 exons. The record is from RefSeq and is a predicted model, not a curated record.
CGGAAAUCAAUUUUUUCACAACUGGAAGAUCUCCUAACCACAUCACAUCGCCAUAUUGAUUUCGCUCUGUGCUUUGUGCUUGCUGCUUGGUUGAUUUCGCUCUGUGCUUUGUGCUUGCCGUGUGGUUGCUGCUGUAUUUGAAUUUGUUAACUUAUAUUGACCUCUGAGUUAAUUUGUUUUGCUGUUUUUGUUCUUUCAGAUGGCGCUGAUCAUUGGGGAUUCUCAGGUCAAGUACCUGAACCAGUAUCUUUGGGAUGGAAUUACUUGCAUUCCUAAACCAGGGUACAAGGUUCAGGAUCUUGUGCCGAUUAUUGAAGAGGUUGGACCUUACUUCAAUAAAGUAGUCCUCCAUUGCGGAACCAACAAUGUGCUGAGCGAGGAUGCAGAGACCAUCGUCGACCAUAUUUUGAAUUUUGCAGAGACCUUGAAGAGGGUAAAUUCGUAUGCUACACUGAUGGUGUCAGGCAUCCUACCAAGGAAAAUGAAUGGCUACCGCUGUGAAACAUCUGGCCAGCGUGUUGCUGGGAUGAAUGCCAAGUCAGCUUGCGUAAACGAUAUGCUGCGACAGUGUUUGCCAAACAUGGAGGUAAUGUUCAUUGAACUGUGGGAUUUCUUUUUGCAGCCUGGAAUGAUUUCUUUUGAUGGACUUCACAUCACGGCUCAAGGUUGCAAGUUGCUGUGCAGAUCCUAUGGGAAGUUUUGCAAGAGUAAGGUGCCCAUCAAAUUGUCUGUUCCUACAGAACAAAAUGUUGCUGUUGUUUCCAGGAUUACUACAAUUUCUAGUAAGCAGCAAGGGGUCGCGGCAUCUUUACCUUCUAAUGAAGACUUUCCUUCCCUGGAAGAAUCUUGUACACAGAAGCGUUUUGUACUCUCUCAGGUUCCAAAAGUCAAAAAACUACCUGCUUUUCAGAGAAUGUCUCAGCGUUUGAAGGUUUUGCCUAGCCAGUUUACUUCAAUUUCUUGUGUACCUUGUGUAGUCCAGAAUUCCUUUGCCCCAGUAAAUCCUGUUGUGCCAUCAGCUGUUGAGUCUCUUAAAAGCAAUUUUCAGGUUCCUGUGUGUACCCCAUCUUCUGGACAGUCAUCAUCUCAGGCUAAAGUGUCUGGGCCACUACACAACGUAUCUUCUGCACCUCAUUCACCACUGCCAUAUUUUCAGCACAGUGCUUCAAAAAGGUUUUUUCGCCCAGUUCUGCCAUGUAUUGAAUCAUUUGUCCAUGAAAACAAGUUUAAUGUUUUGAAUUCUGUAACAGAGAACGAAGAUGCCAGCAUGUUUGAAAGUAGUUUUGGUGGUAAAAAGUGCAGUAAAAAGAUGAAAGAUUGUAGGUUUAAGAAUAGUGUAAAUCCAAGGAAAGUUCGGAGCCGUCUGGUUGGAGGGGGAGCCACUUCAUUAUCAGAAGGUGUAUCGUUCAGUAGUUAUAAGGAAUUUACAGAGGUUUAUGAACAGUGGUUAGAAGAAGGACAUCAUCCAAUGAGAGUGAACCAUUCUGUAAGAAGUCCUGGUGGUGGUGAUAAUAUUCCUUAUGUGCAGGUAAAAUAUGUGUGUAAACAUUUUGGUAAGCCUAGGAUUAGAGGUAAUGAUGUUCGGCCAAAUCAAAAGUAUAAUGCCAAAGGUUGCCCUGUACAUGUAAAAAUUAUUUAUAAUAAUAAGCUGAAAUGUUAUGUUGUGCGUAGUAUGAUUGAUUGCCAUAAUCAUGAAACUGGUCCAGAUGUCAUUAUGCAUUAUCCUGAUCAAAGAUUACUUGAUAAGGGGGAACAAGAGGCAAUUGCCCCUUUAAUCAAAUAUAACAUGGGCACGAAAGAAUUGAGACAGUUUAUUGGGGAUGAAAGUGGGAAAAUGUUACAGAGUAAGGAUGUUCACAAUUUACGUCAGCGGGCAAAAGAGAAUAUUGUUGAUGGGCGCAGUCAGGCAGCUUUGUUGGUAGAUGAGCUAACGAAACUGCAAGAGGAAAUUGGCUGUUCAGUUCAUAUAGAAACUGAUGAAAAUAAUGAAUUACUUUUUCUUGUAAUGCAAACUAGUUUUAUGAAAAAUUUAGCUAGUAAAUACAGUGAUGUUUUGAUGAUAGAUGGUACUUACAAGGUUAAUGCUGAAGGUUAUCCAUUAUAUUGCGUUUUGUGUGAGGAUGGGAAAGGGCAUGGAAAACCUAUUAGUUAUGUGUUUGUCAGAAAUGAAACAGAAGUAGUUCUUAGUAAAGCUUUUGUCAAAGUUUUGGACCUGAAUCCUAACAUGUUAAAUUGCAAAGUAAUGAUAAUGGACAAAGACAGGGUAGAAAUGAAUAUAGUGUCAAAAAUGCUCCCCCAAAGCAAUCAUGGAGUGUAAGUUAGCUACUAGGGGACCCUAGGCGCAGAGUCCCUCCCCUGACCUGGUUGCCUCGGUUGACUUAUCACCACCCAAGCCAACAUUCCUGCAGCGAGCACCAGUGAGAGCACCCAGACCAGUAUGGCUUGUUAAAAAAAAAUAUGUGAUUUAAUGAUAUUCUUGCAUAAUAAAAAUGAUCAUUAAAUAGUGA